This is a messenger RNA of Penicillium expansum, 1404 nucleotides long. RefSeq lists its product as uncharacterized. NCBI's taxonomy places the organism in Eukaryota, Fungi, Ascomycota, Eurotiomycetes, Eurotiales, Aspergillaceae. Bases 1 to 1404 code for a protein of 467 amino acids. The transcript has a single exon. The record is from RefSeq and is a predicted model, not a curated record.
AUGUUGACCACAUUUUUCUGUAUUGCUAGCGCGGUGGGCGCCUUCGCUGCAUCUGUACAUGGUCGUGAUCAAUUCGAUCCGUCGGCAUACGCUGCAAAAGACGUCAUAGAGCGAGACUUUGCCAUUAUUGGUGGAGGAGCAGCAGGGACCUAUGCAGCAAUCAGUUUGGCUGAUCAAAACAAAACCUUCACCCUCGUCGAAGUCGCGGACCGACUUGGUGGAAACACCAGGACCUUCCAGGACCCAGCAACUGGAGCCAACGUCGACUUUGGCGUGCAGAUCCACCUCGAUGACCCUAUCGUUCGCAACUUUUUUGCCCGUUUGCACGCCCCUCUGACAAAUGUGGAGCUCAAGGAUUUUGGCCUCCCCAAAUAUUACGACUUUACCAAGCGAGUUGCCCUUCCCAACUACACCAAGGGAUCUAUUCAGUCCGACUAUGUUGCCGAACUCAACAAGUAUCCUUAUGUCCAAAAUCUCGUCGACCUACCCAACCCUGUCCCUGCUGAUCUGCUCCUCACUUGGCCAGAAUACGUCAAGAAGCACAAUCUCUCCUCUGGCUCGACUGAGGCUGGUCUCACAUGGCCAGCAACCCCUGGAGAUCCAUUGGAAACUACCGCUCUUGCAAUUCUUAACGAUGGCAAUCAGAUCGAGUUGGCCGAGUUUGCCGGAGCUGCCAUCAAGAAUGCCAAUCACGACAAUUCUGAGAUUUACGUCAACGCUCUGGCCGAAUUGAAGGCGCAUGUGCUUCUCAAGUCUUCCAUCGUUGCAGCUCAGCGUGGAUUGACCCGCAAAGGCGGCGUUCAGCUCGUGGCUAACACCCCAUCUGGCAAAAAGCUCAUCAAGGCUAAACAACUCAUCAUUGCUAUGCCGCCGGUCUUGGACAACACCAAGUACUUCGGUCUCGAUCAGCAGGAGCAGGCCAUUCUCAGCAAGCUUUCUGGCAAGCACUACUACGGUGGUGUGGUGAACAACACCGGCCUUAAGGACGGCAUUGCUUAUACCAACAUCGGCGCGGACAGACCGUACCACGUCGCCAGUCUGCCCGGUGUGGUUGAGAUCGCCCCUUCAGCCUACCCCGGUUACCAAUUCUAUUGGUACAACACGAACCAGGCCAAGACAAAAGUUGAAAUUGAGGCCGCUACUCGAAGCACUAUCAAGUGGCUGCAGACUCAGACCAAUGCUACGGCCCUGGAGCCAAAGUUCCUCGACUUCCGGGAUUACUCACCGUUCCACCUCACCCCUCCGACCAAGGAUAUUGCUGCCGGCUGGUAUAGUAAGAUGAAUGGUCUCCAGGGUCACAGGAACACUUGGUACAUCAGUGCUUUGUUCGUCGUUGGCUCGACUCAGGUCUGGAACAGCACUCACAACUUGCUUCCGGAUAUUAUCAACGCUGCUCGGUCUUAG